This is a messenger RNA of Poecilia latipinna (sailfin molly), 5257 nucleotides long. RefSeq names its product homeobox protein Hox-B3a. NCBI's taxonomy places the organism in Eukaryota, Metazoa, Chordata, Actinopteri, Cyprinodontiformes, Poeciliidae. Gene Ontology annotation, biological process: regulation of transcription by RNA polymerase II; anterior/posterior pattern specification; embryonic skeletal system morphogenesis. The transcript has 3 exons. The coding region runs from base 3833 to 4645 and encodes 270 amino acids. The record is from RefSeq and is a predicted model, not a curated record. Gene Ontology annotation, cellular component: nucleus. Gene Ontology annotation, molecular function: RNA polymerase II cis-regulatory region sequence-specific DNA binding; DNA-binding transcription factor activity, RNA polymerase II-specific.
ACACGAUUUACUUUUUUCAGGUUUUUGUCAGCAGAGACGAAUGACAUUGUCACCUGUAUUCACCCUGUAGAUCCGAAUUUGUGUAAACAUGAACAGAGUCGCAAAUUCCCAUCUUGGGGAGCAUGCAGGCGCCGACGCCUCAACUUCAGCUGAAGAAGAAUAAAGGAACCUAACAAGAAGCUACAAACUUUCCAACAUUUCUGCUUGAGUUUAUACUAAGCUGUAGGCCAUCAGUGGAGUUUUUCCCCCCACUUUUCCCCUCCCCUUUUCCUCUCUUUCCUUUUCUUGCGCCACAUUGUUAGUGAAUAUGACAUCUGGGAGAGUUGCAGGGCGAGCCUUGAAUGUGGUCAUUGUUCAGCACAUCAUUUGUCACGUCCUUUCUGUCUGUGGCCGAGGAGGAGUUGCUGUUUGCUGGGUAAAAUGCGAAGAGGCGCUCGACCAAACGGCUACAACCCCAGUCAGUCGGCUGGAAGGAGAAUCUGUCCAGAGGAGAGGAAGAUGACGAGAGGAAAGAGGAAGACUGCAAAACAGAAGUAGGUUUGCAAAAGUGUUUUCUAACUCAUUUGGAAAGUAAAUUACAAUCUAGCGUACAGUUAAAUGAAAUUAAACAAAUUAAAUAAAACAAUUAUUUGAUUGUUUAAUUUAAAUCACCAUUUUCCACGCUGAAAUUUUUACAGACAAUUAGGAACUGGUUGGCAAUGCCAUUUAGUGCACAAUCUCUUUUGCUACAAAUAUUCUUGUAGGAGUUACUGUCUAACUUGGAAAUGUUGUAAAUCUGUUUAUUUGCCGCUCUUAAAAGGCUCCGAAAGUGGAUCUCUGUGUUGCAUGUUUAUCAGUGCAUUAGUUUAUUUAUUACCUUGCUCGUGUUGUCGGUGGGAAAUCGAGUUGCUGCCACUGUUGAUUCAACUGUCCCUGGAUUAAUUCAGAGCAAUGAAUCGUCUGUGCCUGCAAACACGUGGCUCCUCUGCAGCUAACUGACAGCGGCAGAGGCUGCGGAGAGCUGCAUUUGUCAGCGGGCCCUGCAGACUGGAUGGAGGCUGCUGGAAAGUGGCCGUGUCCAUCAAACGUCAGAUAGUGAGGUGACGAGCUCAGGAACGCUGACUGAUAACUAUAGUCUGCUCAGCUUUGAGUGUGUGUGUGUGUGUGUGCGUGUGUGUGUGUGUGUGUGUGUGUGUGUGUUUGUCCAGAGCCGGCCUAAGGCAUACGUGAGCUAAGCUUCUGCUUGGUGUCUAGUAGGAGACCAGUCCUCAAGUGUGAACACAGAUUCCAAAACUUCACAUUCUAAAAGUAUUCAGGGUUUGAAGCACUGACAGCUCAAUCAGUAGCAAAGCCUUCAUAGAUUCAGACAGUCGCGAUAACAAGUAAAUUUGAUGACAUCAUUUCUAACUUUUGCUUCUCUGCUGGAGUCAGGGGAGUCUACGUCUUCAUCGGGUCGCCAGACGGGGGCCGUCUCACAGAACAUCAAAACUGAAAGCCACAGCAGAAUUAGCAGGGGUUUUACUGCGACUUUAACAUGUAUUUUUGUAAAAAGAUAAAUGUUAAAACUUCUUGCACUUCCUCUGUUAUUUUCUCCGGCUUGGGGGGAGGGGCAGUUAAUUUCUAGGGGUAGCCAUUGACCCCCGCGACCUCCUGGUGGUGCUGCCUGUGGCUGGAAUCACACUGUAAAUAUAAGUCAGAGAAAGGGCAUUUUCUCCAUCGUUUAUUGCAAUAUUUAUAGUAAUCCUUUUGACUUGCUAAUAAAUUGGCAGAAUCUAAAGUGUUACAUAGACACUUUAGAUUCUGCUUUGGGCCCCAUAGCUUGAACCACCUCUGCUCGUACUAAUAGGAAGACAACUUUCAUUUGUGGGUCCCACAUGAACAUGAAAUGGUUGAAAACUGGGAUUGUCCGUGGAAACUUGAUGGCUUCAUGUGAACUGACUCGAUAGGUUUGACACCGGACAUUUUUUGGGCAAUAAGCGUGACCCACAUUGCUAAAACAUGCACAGCUUAAUGAGUCCAGUGCCAGCCGCUCAUUGUGAGCCAAGGCGCAUUCAGUAGCUGCCCAUCCAGACCCAGAUGGGGCCCGCAUACACACAUGUUGACUGGGUAUUUAUACAGAAUCAGAACAGCCCAUCUUCCCCGCCGCCCCCCCCCCCCCCCCCCCAACAGCCUCCGCGUCCUCCCAUACAUCAGCAGGCGGUUUAUUUUCUAAACAGCGCACUCAUUGCUGAUUUUCUUUCUGUUUUUAUGGCAGCUUUUAUAGGCCAUCAGCAAGACGUAUGGAUUAUUGACCAGUCUGGCUGCGAACACAUGUUUCCCGCUGUGCAUUCAGCAUACAUUUUAGGCAAACACGUUUCAUUUUGAUUUUAUUUGGGGGAGUUUUAAUGUUUCAGGGUUAAACCAAAAGCGAUCAAUUGAACUUUGCGUUCGUGUCACGAAACAAGAGCGUUUAUUGGAUCGACACUGUGUUCGCUUUCUAUUGAACGUCAUUAAAAAAAAAAAAAAAACCCCACAGAAUAAACUGGAAACAUGACGCACAAUGCAAUCGAUUAAAUCACCAUGCUAUUUGUAUAAAUAGUAGGUUUAUUUGUACAAUCUCAAUUCUUAUUCACCCUUAACAGUAAGCGUUCAGUUGUGGCAUAUUUUGCAAAAAAAUUUUACCUUCCACAAUAAAAGUCUGUUUGGAGAAGAUAUCAUAUUCUGAUGGUUGUUGUGUCAGAUUGCUGUUCUGUUUGAUCAAUUUCGCUUCGGAGAUCAAAGGCACCAAUUUGCAUUAAUUAACACUAUACCUGGUUAAAUAUUACCUUAAGGAUCCAAUUAAAACCACGGAACAAAAAAAGAAGAAGAAGAAAAAAGGAAAGGAAAGAAGAGAGGAUCAAAGCAGCGCCGAUCGAUCCGCUGCAGCAGCAGCAGCAGCCCGACUGUCACCGUGGAAAGCCAAAUCAGCAGCAACAUUACAGUAUCAACUUCUUUCUGCACGGAGUCUUUUUAAUGGACGCCGCUGCGCCGGCCGCCUCUGCUCUGUCUCCACUUUAGUGCUCUGAAAUGGGCCCAUCUGAUCACUAAUUUAAAUUAGAGGAUGGGGAGAAGGGCUCGUUAUGGAGAGCGUGUCUUUCUUCUUCGGCCCUAAGCGGGAGGCCGUACACGUAGGAACUAUUGAUUAUAAAUAAAUAAAUUAAUAAAUUAAUAAAUUAAUAAAUUAAUAAAUUCAGACAUAAAAUUCGACUAAAAUGCCUUACAAGUAGUUUAUUUCAGAAGGUAAUGGUGAUGAAAAAAAGUAUCUGAGAUGUUCCGUCUCCUCUUUUUUUUAAAAAAUACAAUUUUUAUUCAUGUCAAAUUAUUAUAUUUCUAAUACAAAAUCCCUUUUCAUGAUCUUAUCGCAGAGCUAUUCCCAUACAUGAAACCGAGCUUGCAUGAUCAGCAGAAAGGGCUUUUUUUUUCCCCCACGCGCGCGCAUACACACACACACACACACACACUCACACACCCACGUAGUGUGCAGAUUAACAGCGCGCGCAGGGCGGUCUGAGCUGCAGAAAGAAAAACCCCGUGUCCACUCUGCUGCUCUUCACCCCUCAUCCACCUGCACCUCUUUCUCUGCUCGGGGUUUAUUCUGACCUGUUGGGGGGGAGUUAUUUUAUUUUACUGUUUUUUUUCUUUCUUUCUUUCUUUCUUUCUUUUUUUUUUUUUUUUACUCGUUCCUAAAGGUGUGAGGAGUCCUGCGUGGUUUUUGUUUCCCGCGCCGGAAUGAGCGCUGAAGGCCUGAAGCCUUCGGCUCUCUGGAAACCUGCCAUGUGACAUUUGGCUGCCAGCAGUGCACCAGAAGGUCAAAGGGGGCCGCGGUGCACAUUUCAUGGAAAUGCAGAGCAACAUCCACCGCCACAGUUGCAGCCACCCUCACGGAUUCUUCAGCGAGUCUGUGGCUGGUGCGUCUGGCUUUGGGGGCUCCCGUCAACCCCCGACCCACCAGCAUGCAGAGGAGCUUCCACGGAGGUCCAAAUCGCAAAGCCCCAAUAAGUUUGCAAUGAGCAAAAUGGUUUUCUCCUGGAUGAAAGAGUCGAGACCCUCCAAUCAGAAUCCCCACAGGGGGGUUGCAGAUUGCGCCGAGAAGUCUCCCUGCUCGAGCCAGGUCUCCAAGCGCACGCGCACCGCGUACACGAGCGCGCAACUGGUGGAGCUGGAGAAGGAGUUUCACUUCAGCCGCUACCUGUGCAGGCCGCGGCGGGUGGAGAUGGCCAGCCUCCUCAACCUGAACGAGAGGCAAAUCAAGAUCUGGUUUCAGAACCGGAGGAUGAAGCAGAAGAAGGACCAGAGAGUGCAGGGCCUCACCGCGACGAGCACCAGCUCCUGCUCCCCUCCGUCCUCCCCCUCCGCCGCGGGCAGCCCCACUCUGGCGAGCCUGGGCUAUGUCCAUCUGGGUGCUGAUUACCAGCCGCCCUCCCCUCCGCUCAGACAGCCCCAGCAGCAGGCCUACCCGGUAGGAUACUCCAAAUGUACAGCCCCGAGCUUCACGCACGACCCGCACUUUGACAAGGCGCAGUACAUCACGCAGGACAGCACCGCAGACUCAAACCAGGGACUGGACGGCCACGGCGGGUCGUACUUCUUGCAGGCCUGCACACCUCAGGACAGAAUCAUGCAAGCGCCCAAACUGACUCAUCUCUAAGAUUUCUGCACGCAACGCUGAUAGUUAUCCACUGGUUUUUAAAAAUAAGUAUUUAUUCAUAAUUAGCAUAUUCGGAUUUAUACUUUAAGCAUGCUUCCUUUAGCUUCGGUUAGUCCAUCUCAAAAAGCUCAAGAUGCAUAUAAAUACAACUUGGUAUUUAGGCAAUUAAAAACAGAUCAUGUUAAGGUUCCAACCCAUUAUGCAUGGUCUACAAAUUAGAAGGAGAAACGCGAUGCUGAAUGGCAAAUCCUUUGUUUCUUUUUAGUUAAUUUCUCUUAAGGAGCACCUAAACUCGUGCUUAACUGAAGGGCCCGUUUAGGAGGACUAUUCUGCGAGAUCCCCACAUUAUUAUAACUCCUAAGCAGAGCAGAGGAGGGAGGGAAAAAGGGCUCCGUCUCUGGCUCUUAAACGGGCCUUUGUUUCUUUUAUGGCUCAAAAUGGACCAAACAAGCUGUCAGCGUUUAUAAGGAGUCGUGAUGGAUCACUGAAUUCACUGCGCUGACUGUUUCAGGGACGGUACCUCAUUCAGGCUCCGUCCUGCAAGUCUGACAAACACAAACAUGUAGAUUGGGAUCCCGAAGCUCAGAAAAAAAAGCAACUGAAAUGAAGAGA